AUGAUUACCAAUAUCAAGACCAGAAAACUGAAUGUCGCUGUGGCGGCGAUGGAGGACGAAAAGGAACAGAUGGAGACUAAGCUACGCGACAGUGCGACUACUAUUGCGAUGUUGAAGUCGCGUGUGACGAAACUGGAACUGGACAUGCAAGUGUCGAAGAAGCAGAGGGACGACGACGACUCGGGUGAGACUUCGAAGAGCGACCUUAUGGAGCGCAACUCCCUCCUCCUGACUGUUCUUCAGCACCUUGAAAGCAUUCUCGGUGGCGACAGCCGUCUGGACGGAAACAUGUUGCCCAAGCCCUCGGCCAACUUUGUUUACUUUUCCAGCCACCUGAUCUCGCGACUGAAAUCGCUGAGCAAGCUGUUUAUUUUGUUUGAGAGAAAGGGCAAGGAACUCGAAGACAAGGCCACCGGCCAAUUGGUGUAA
Messenger RNA from Linnemannia hyalina, 429 nucleotides. The record is from the annotation of a GenBank genome assembly. NCBI's taxonomy places the organism in Eukaryota, Fungi, Mortierellomycota, Mortierellomycetes, Mortierellales, Mortierellaceae.